Aphanomyces astaci is the source of this 756-nucleotide messenger RNA. RefSeq lists its product as hypothetical. The transcript is spliced from 4 exons. Bases 1 to 756 code for a protein of 251 amino acids. The record is from RefSeq and is a predicted model, not a curated record. Lineage: Eukaryota; Oomycota; Saprolegniomycetes; Saprolegniales; Verrucalvaceae.
AUGAAGGCCAUGCAACGCUUUGUCAUGCUGAACAUUCCGCCGCCCAUGCCCCGCAGCUAUGCGUGGCGGAAUGCGACUUUGGCGGCCAACCCGACGGCUCGAAACCUCGGCAAGGAGUGGCUCACGCAGCAAAUGUACCACAACAUGCACGAGCAGUUAGCGUUGCUUCCAGCCCUGAGCUGUGACGACGAUUUUUUCGAUACCGACGUGCAAACAUCGAACGAUGGUGACCCGUUCACGCGCACUGAAAGGGCGCAGUUCACGUGGCCAGGCACGGUGCAAAUGUUCCGACACAUGAUCGAGAGCACCAUGCAGGCGGUGGUGGAAGAGACAGCCAACACGCGCCUGUUUCACACGACCACAUCCAACGGCAUAUUCGUAAACUCGCUCCAAGGCCACUUCUCCGAAGCCAACCGGUUCGUCAUGGUCAUUCGGGAAGUCGAAGAGGACGAAGCUUAUGUGUGUGAUCUGCAGCACAAACAGCAACACUACAUGUCGUGGACCGAGGUGCGGCAGGUAUCUCCAACGCACAUCUUGCUGCGCAUUGUCAACCACGCGUCGCACCUAUUUCGGGCCAACGACGGGUUUGUGAGUGUGGACGAGCUUGCGGCGUUGAGGGGCAUCGAUGUGACGGGUGUCGACGACGGCCUCAAGGACGCGUACGUGCGACGCGAACUGAUCCGACGGGGGCGUGCGGAUUUCGUGCGAUGGCGGAAACAUAUAAUGGACACGAUGCACCAGUGCGCGACAAACUAA